This is a messenger RNA of Ipomoea nil (Japanese morning glory), 1573 nucleotides long. RefSeq names its product V-type proton ATPase subunit C-like. Gene Ontology annotation, molecular function: proton-transporting ATPase activity, rotational mechanism. The transcript is spliced from 11 exons. Gene Ontology annotation, cellular component: vacuolar proton-transporting V-type ATPase, V1 domain. Bases 150 to 1280 code for a protein of 376 amino acids. The record is from RefSeq and is a predicted model, not a curated record. Gene Ontology annotation, biological process: proton transmembrane transport. NCBI's taxonomy places the organism in Eukaryota, Viridiplantae, Streptophyta, Magnoliopsida, Solanales, Convolvulaceae.
AAAACUUAAUUAGGACAUUUGUAGAUUCAUAUACAGAGAGAGUGAUCAGAGAGGAGUCGGACUGCUUUGAUCCAGUUCUGUUUCCUGCAAUCGAACUCGAAUUGUUGCAGUAAAGCACGAAGAAGAUCAGAAUAAGAGAUCCGAUUCCAAUGGCGUCUCGGUACUGGGUGGUUGCUCUUCCCGUCCGGCAAACCUCUUCCGCCACUUCUCUCUGGAAUAGCCUUCAGGACUCCAUCUCCAAACACUCUUUCGACACUCCUCUCUACAGAUUCAACAUUCCGAAUCUCCGUAUUGGAACUUUGGAUUCGCUUCUUGCGCUCAGCGAUGAUCUUGUCAAGUCGAACAGCUUCAUUGAAGGGGUUUGUUCGAAGAUACGACGCCAGAUCGAGGAGUUGGAGAGGGCUUCUGGUGUGCUCAGUAGUUCCCUUACAGUGGAUGGGGUUCCAGUGGACUCUUAUCUCACCAGAUUUGUGUGGGAUGAGGCCAAAUAUCCAACAAUGUCCCCUCUCAGGGAGACAGUUGAUGGGGUUCACACCCAAGUUGCUAAGAUUGAGGAUGAUCUUAAGGUUCGGGUUGCUGAGUACAACAAUGUUCGUAGCCAACUUAAUGCCAUAAACCGUAAGCAGGCGGGAAGCUUAGCUGUACGUGAUCUGUCCAAUUUGGUGAAGCCUGAAGAUCUUGUUGUGUCAGAACACUUAACUACUCUGCUUGCUGUUGUUUCCAAAUUUUCACAGAGAGACUGGUUGGAAAGUUAUGAGACGCUCACUACCUAUGUUGUUCCCAGAUCCUCCAAGAAGCUGUAUGAGGACAAUGAAUAUUCUCUUUAUACUGUAACACUAUUCAGCCGUGAUGCUGAUAAUUUCAGGAAUAAGGCGCGUGAAAGAGGCUUCCAAAUUCGUGAUUUUGAGUAUAAUCCUGAAACACAAGAAAGUCGGAAGCAGGAGCUGGAAAGACUGAUGCAAGAUCAAGAAGCAUUCAAAACCUCCCUUUUGCAAUGGUGUUAUACCAGUUAUGGAGAGGUUUUCAGCUCCUGGAUGCACUUUACUGCUGUGCGUGUAUUUGCUGAGAGCAUUUUGAGAUAUGGCUUGCCGCCAUCGUUUUUGUCUGUUGUCUUGGCACCAUCAGUUAAAAGUGAGAAAAAAGUGCGUUCUAUUCUCGAGUCACUUUGUGACAGCUCAAACAGUACCUACUGGAAAACUGAGGAUGAAGGAGCAGUGGGUGUUUUUGGAGGCGAUACAGAUGCUCAUCCUUAUGUCUCGUUUUCCAUAAAUCUUGUUUGAGUUGAGGCAUUGAUUGAUUUCAUUUGGUGGUCUGAUAUAUUUGUUCUUUUUGUAGCCUUCUUCAAUAAAAUAGGAGUGUGAUGGUGAGAUUGUACUAUACAGAAAUUUCCUAAGUUAUAGUAAUUUGUUUGUUAAAUGCAGCAGUAGCAGCUGCUGCUUGAAUUGUAAUAAUAUUCUUUAUCCUCAUCUCCUCCUAUGAGGUCUUAUUUUCUUGAGUUUUAAAAUGUAUUAAGGUUAAAUUGUCCCAUUGUUUGGAGCUACAAAGUAUAAAUUAAAGGGAGUAUUAAAUACCA